Molecule: messenger RNA, 1901 nt
Organism: Anopheles cruzii
Lineage: Eukaryota; Metazoa; Arthropoda; Insecta; Diptera; Culicidae
Gene: DCTN4-p62
Product: dynactin subunit 4
Exons: 3
Coding region: 1-1611 (536 amino acids)
Cellular component (GO): dynactin complex
Source: RefSeq, a predicted model, not a curated record
AUGGCGUUUUUCAAUUUGCUUAAUAAAGUAGAAUAUGGUUGCGUUUGUGGACUGCUGAAUCCUUUGACGAAAUUAUACUUCUGUCGGCAUUGCCUGAAACUUCGCUGCGGUUUUUGUGUAUGCCACGAGGUUGAUUCGCAUUUUUGCUCCAAUUGCCUGGAGAAUAUUCCUUCGGCAGAGGCAAAGAUUCGCAAAAAUCGCUGCAACACAUGCAACACAUGUCCGAGUUGUCAGCACACUCUUUCGGUGCGCUCGUCGACGUCGACGGUGCCGAUUGGCAAGGAAAUGUCCCCUUCGGUAGAAGCUACGAAGGAUGGAGCACCAUCAGAAGCGAGUGCCGCAGCUGCUAGCACUGCUGUGUCCACCGGUAAACAGGCUUCAAAGAAAAUGUACUAUCUCGCGUGCCUCACAUGCCGUUGGAACUCGCGUGACGUUGGCAUACCGGAUCAAAGUGUCGCCACCGGGCAGUGGCCGGAACCGGAAUACCCAAACGCCACACGAUUUGCGCUGCUGCUCGAGCAUUACCAGUCGGUCGUGCUGCACGAGAAACAAGAGCGGCAGGAGUUGUGGCGUCGCAAGACACCGAAGCAGACCAAAUUUCCUAGUUUGACCGAUCGUACGGGGCUGACUGUUUCGAUGUUCCGUCGCCAAAUGGGAUUACCGGAUGGAAAGGCAUCCAUCAAGGCGACGAUCACGCCGAUCAAGGAGUCGGUUGCAAGGGAUGAACCAGACGAACUUCCCGAUUACUUGUUGACCGCUGAGAUUAAUCUUAAAACGAUUGCAACGCUCCAGCAACGCUUGGCCCAGCCAUCCAAGCAACCGCACACGGUAGCACAGUUGUAUCCGCAACAUAAGGUGCUCUCGAUCAAGCGGUCGCUACGGUGUCGGCAGUGCGAUCACAAUGUAAUCAAAUCGGAAUAUAACCCUUCGUCGAUCAAGUAUCGGAUUGCCCUCUUCGCGGCGUACCAUGUGCCCGAUGUGCGGUUCGUGCAAUGUGAGACGCUGUGUGUGGGGCAGGAAGAAGCCGCAUUGGUGAUACGCAUCACGAACCCUACCCUAAAUGAGAUGACAAUGUCACUGCUGGAGCUUCUGACACCAGAAGAAGAACGACAAAUGAUCGAAGAGCAACAGCUACGAGCAACUGCCGCAGUGACUACGUCUGGUAGCACCAGCGCCACCAGCACUAGCGGUCCUGCUACCCUUUCCAGCAUAAGUCCAACAUUUGCCAAGCAGGCGACACUGCUCGAGAAGCCAAGGAUGGUGGAUCGUACUACCAACGGUACACUGAAGCUUCCCGAUAGCAGCUUCAAGAUCAGUCAGCGGGAUGAUUCAGCCGAAUUCGACGAAGUCAUCCAAUUGCACACCAAUGAACAUGAACCAAGAUUCAUUGUUUGGCGAAAAGCGAACCACGUUGGUGUACGACUCGGAGUGCAACCAAACCCGGAUGCGCAGGUCGGAGAUGAGAUGGUCGUAGGUUUCACUCUGCACUAUACCUACGUUAGUACGGUAGUCGAUAAGAAUGUAACCGCACCUUCCAAGGAGCAAAAACGCCAUGCGCUAUCCACGCGCAUCUACAUCUCGCUGGGAAAACUGCAGCCCGCAGCGCAAUAGACGGCAUUUCAUAUUUUAUUUAUUCGGUUAUCUGCAAUCAGUGUUCUUUGUUAAAAUUAAAAUUGGGAAGAAAUUAUUCUUGCUGGAACCCCAAUAAUGGGUACAAGUUCGAACACACCGCUCUCCGUAGAAUAGUUUUUUUUCCUAUUAUUUAUUUUUCGCUUUGGGCUUCAGCUACCCGAUGUUUGGUUACCCCUUCGCAGCACCAAGUUGCUUCGGCCAGCUGUUGCACUGCUUAUCUUCCGCCGCCUUCAACUCACCGGAUCCGUUAAUUGGUUUUACAUUCAAAA